Armigeres subalbatus is the source of this 6398-nucleotide messenger RNA. RefSeq names its product homeobox protein SIX3. The transcript has 5 exons. Lineage: Eukaryota; Metazoa; Arthropoda; Insecta; Diptera; Culicidae. The record is from RefSeq and is a predicted model, not a curated record. Gene Ontology annotation, molecular function: RNA polymerase II cis-regulatory region sequence-specific DNA binding; DNA-binding transcription factor activity, RNA polymerase II-specific. Gene Ontology annotation, biological process: regulation of transcription by RNA polymerase II. The coding region runs from base 799 to 2217 and encodes 472 amino acids. Gene Ontology annotation, cellular component: transcription regulator complex; nucleus.
AAUAAGAUAUCAGUAGCUUUACAAAAUCCAUACGCGAUAGAUGAUAUACGCUGCUGCUGAGACGUGUCAAAAUAAAUAUGCGCUAUUAGAGGUUUCGCGCGACGAGGUGUACGGUGAUUUUUGUUGUUGUUUCUGUUGUUGUCGGCUUGCACAACUGUUGCGGGUGGAACGAGGCUGUUGGCUGCUCUCUAGUGUUACGGUCUUUCGUCCAUCCGUUGUUGAGCGCUUUCUUGCGAAUGACUUACCGUCGCAUAUCGGGCGCGCAACAAACCACGUUUGCCGUCGUUCUUGCGUGCACAGUGUCGCGGUGAGCUGGGAGUGAUCGCGCGCGUCUUUCGGACUAAUCGGGCGGCAGAUGGAUUGUAACCGGUUGUUUGGAUCCGGCCUACUGCAAAUUAAGUGUCGUCGGUGAUAAAACAGAUUUUGAGUUUCAAAAUGUUUCAUGAGUGAAGUGUGAUUUGAUUGGCUAAAAUUAUGCCUUGAAUUCAAAGAAACCAACUAAUCUUUGCAUUUCGUGAAGUGAAAAUAUUCGUCCUUGUGGAUUAAAAUACUCAUCACAAAGGUCAGCUCAAAAGCAGCUUGCGAAAUAUCUGAGUAAUUCGCUGAAACAGUGUCAACGAAAGUGAACGGAAAUAUGCCUGUUGUGUUAUACCUCAUGUGUGUACUCGGAAGUGAUAGAUAAAAGUGUUGACGAAAGUUUCCAUAGCCAGAUAUUGGCCAGAGUGAAAUAUCCACCGCCACCAUUGGUUCAAAAUUGCACCCAACACGAACAAUCUGGCGGUGGUUAGACAACCAUCCAUGGCCGUUGGGCCGCCGACGGGAGGAUCAGGAAAUCCUCCGCAAGCACCGAUCCAGCCACACCCGAUUCUAGCACCCAGCCCACUGUUUGCCUUACCGACAUUGAACUUUACGGCGUCGCAGGUUGCGACCGUUUGCGAGACACUGGAGGAAUCCGGAGACAUUGAACGGCUGGCGCGGUUUCUAUGGAGCCUGCCGGUCGCCCACCCGAACAUCUCGGAGCUGGACCGUUCCGAGGCGGUGCUACGGGCGCGGGCGAUAGUUGCAUAUCACACGGGGCAUUUUAGGGAACUGUACACGAUACUAGAGCGGCACAAGUUCACCAAAUCGUCCCAUGGAAAACUGCAGGCUAUGUGGCUUGAGGCGCACUACCACGAGGCAGAAAAACUACGCGGACGACCAUUAGGACCAGUCGAUAAGUACCGUGUCCGGAAAAAAUUUCCGCUCCCGCGGACAAUCUGGGACGGCGAGCAGAAGACCCACUGCUUCAAAGAGCGAACGCGAAGUCUGCUAAGAGAGUGGUACCUCCAGGAUCCGUAUCCGAAUCCGACCAAGAAGCGAGAACUGGCGCAGGCCACCGGUCUCACCCCUACCCAGGUGGGAAAUUGGUUUAAAAAUAGACGCCAGCGGGAUCGAGCUGCGGCGGCCAAAAAUAGACAUAAUCAACCUCCAUUGUCCGGGUCCGGAGCAACCUCACUAACGCCCCGGCGAGGUGACGCGCCGCUAUCACCCACGGACACCGAUUCCGAUUCGGACAUUUCGCUCGGAACGCACUCACCAGUUCCAAGCAUGUCGCUGCAGCACAGUCCCAGUUCGCUGCCCGGUUCCAGCGAGGAUCGACUAACCGACGACCGAGAAAAGGACUUCCGCAGCUUUGCAUCGCUCCAUUCGUUCCGCUUUGGAGACCACCUAGCGGGCGGAUUCCUACCUGGCUCGUUUAACAACAGAUUCAUGCCUUACCGCCUCGGGGACAACUCACCUCCAAUCAAUACUCACUCACCACCGAUAGGCUUGACGCAUCUUCCAAUUACCCCGACAGUCCUUCGACCGCAGCCUCACUUACCUCCAUCGCUCUCCGUGACGGCACCGACGGCAACGACCACGUCGAUGAGUGAGUCGCCCAACAGUAACAGUAGUGCCACCACUAGUUCCAUCAACAACGGUGCCACCGGUGGCCUGGUGAUAGGGGGAAAUAGUGGGGCCGGCGGAGCGCCCUUGAUGGCCCAAAUGUCGCCACUCAGAAUACGGGUCAGCUCGCCGACGCGACUGAACGCGGAUUUGUUGCAGCACAGCGCGCACCAUCAUAGUCUCAUGAACGGAUUGAACGCCAGUGGGAUCGUGCGAAUUGUUCCUAACACAACGACCAGUCUCAUUCAUAGGCCAUUUUCGCCAUCGCCCAAACCGAAGGAGGCGUCGUGAUAAAAUCUGCCACCGCCGACGACGCCGCACUCAAAUCCGAAGCCAUUCGACGCCCGACGCGACUGGCCGUCUCUGAGUAGUUGAUUAAUGUAGUUUAAAAUAUGUAAAGGAGACUGUACUAGUAGGAAGCACAAGUUGAAGCUAAUGCAUAUAUAAAUCUCCUUAAACUUGUUACUAAAGCCAUACAACAGUGAAGCAAAUCGAAUACUUUUAAGUAAGACAUUUUAAUACGGAACGCACUGCUUUGGUAAAUUAGAUUUACUUUAAAACUUUGGCAAAAUCACGUCAUAUUUAUUUGGCGUUCAGGAAUGUGCGCUGCUAUAUAAAGUGGCGCUCCACCCGGCGCCUCUUUCUCCUGUUCAUAUAUAUAGAAGCCAGAACCUAUCGUUUCCAAGGAAGUAUACGUGAACGUGGGUCCUUGGUGUGCUCUGCUGGGCGGAUCAAUAUCACAGACACAUUAAAUACCAACACAAAAUAAAAACGGGACAAAAUAGCAUCACAGCCAGCAGCUGGCCGCGCACAUGCGUAGUAGAACUUGCGAGAAGAAGUUCGCACACAACCAUGAACUAGUCACGGUGUUUCUUUGGCAGUUAUUAUCAAAUGAAUUUUGUACCAUGGGAAAUCACAGCCGAAAUUUAGCAAUGCGAUGCAAGCGACAAUCUAUCGGAUACUGAAAUACACUGCAAAUAUUAAAAUAAGCGGAUUAGCACUUACAGCGCAUUGUCAAAUAACGACACAUGUUGUACCAAUUUUGUAUCAUCAUAAAUAACUAACAUACUGAUAGACAAAUUUCGGGCUCAAUUCUUCCCAGUUUUUUAUUAUCCUGCAUGCAUACUGCUGCGCAUUAGACGAAUCCAAGUACAAAUAAGUAAAAGACACACGGCGCGGUUAACUUCGACAGAUCCCACAGCACAGUAUAGGAAAAUAAUUUUAAAAUGUUUAUAAUAAAAUGUAAUUAGAAUAUGAUUGAUGUACGAUACGGAAGUUCUGAAGUACAUAUGGUCGGGCUUCAGCGAAACUAAUUACGUAAACAAUUUUUCUGGGUUUUUAAACCCCCCUCCUCCCAUGUAAGAUUUUUCGCAUAUCAAUGAUUUUUUUUUAUAUGGAGCGUAAGAAAAUGGCAGACCCCCCUCCUCCCAUAAGUGCUUACGUAAUUAGUGUACGACCCCGAAGCGCCUUUUUGACUGACUUGUGAUAUUUUGUUUGUAGAAUGGAAACGGAAAUGAAUUUACACCCGAUUCUGUUUUUACACGGAUUUUUUUUACACGGCUGUGUAAAAAAAAUCCCAUACAAAAUUUUUGCAAAGUUGCUCCAUUUUGCAUGAUUCGUCGAGAAAUCAUAAAACUUUUUUUACACGGAUUUUCGAAUUUUGAACUGAAAACUUUUUUUACACGGAACGCAUCCCCCGUGUAAAAAAAGAAUCGGGUGUAUAUCAAUUCAUUUGUAAAUGUGUUUUUGGAUAUUUUCAGUUAAAGGAUAGAAAAAUAUUCGAUACGAUUUGUGAUCAAUAGGAUCUGCUACGCAAAAAUUUGGCUGAACCACGGUCAUAUUUGCAAGUUUAUACAUAUUUUUUUUUUUCAAAAAUAUAUCUAUUAAAUAGCUCUGAACUUUUUCCAUAUCGUACAUCAAUCAGAUUUUAAUUAAAUUUUGUCUAGAAUUUAUUAUAAGCAUUUUAAAAUUAUCUUCCUAUGCCGUGCUGUAAGAUGUGUCUAAGUUAAAAUCGUGUAGGCUAGAUGUACCAGUUGUGGCUAUAACACCAGUUGUCGCACUAGUGCUUUAUAUGCCAAAUGGCCAAUCAAAUCACCGGAAACCAAGUGCAUAUCGAUAAAGCAUAUUCAUAUGAUACGAUAACACCUUUGAUUUCCUCCAAAACAAGCAAAGCAUAAUUGUAAAAAAUGAUUUUGCUUAAUUUUUGACGUUCUUUGCACCAGUUGUCGCACUAGUGGUCCCUAUUUGGCCAGUCCCAUAAGAAAACAAUGGGAUUUGCCAAAUAAGGAACCAAAAUUAAGAAUAGUGCCACAACUGGUGCAUGCGUUCCUAUUAUGGAUUAAUCAAUUUUGAGGAUAAUAACAAAUUUUAUUGUGGUUUUCACAGCUGUUCUAAGGAGCAGGAAGUAAAACCUUUCGUUUGAUAUAUAAAGUCCGCCCACAUGCCUUUUACUUAUUUUUUGAAAAAUAGUUGUUCUUAUGUAUGGCGACAAUUGGUACACCCACCCUAUAUCCUUCUCUUUUACUUGGAUACGUCUAUAAUGCGAAAAUAAGAAAUAAAGUAAUUUUAGGCUCAAUCAUCUGUUUAACAAUAUGGAGAAUAUUGGUAAUGCACUGGAACCCAGGAACAGUUACUGUAGCCCUUGUAUUGUUUUACAAAGAUGAAUGCAUUUACGUACGACCCAGCACACGUGCUUAGUAGCUGCCGAACUACCACACGGAAGUGUACUGGAGUGUUGGACUCGGCCAGUGAAGGUAAUGCCGACUUAACUCCCUUGGGCUCCGCCCAUCAUUAUCCCCAGGAACUGCCUCCCAGCAUUACUUCUAGGGUAGCCAUUGUAUGUAAUUAUGCGAGUUAGGCGAUCUGUUCGUAUCCAAUAAUGGAAAAAUAAAUCAACCAGUAUCAAGAGCAAGACCCAUAACGCACAAAUUAGUGUACAAUAGAAAGCAUGACCAAUGAUUUUCUAUACCAUUUCGGAAACUUUUUGCCUUUCUCGUAUACUAAGUAUACGGUAAAGGCUAUAUGAUCGCUCCAAAAACAAACUUUUUUGGUAGGAAAUUGAGUAGACUCCCGGACGUUAACGGUUUAAUUUUCAAACCAACUUAUUUUCGAACUAAUUUUCGACUUAUUAUAAUAAACUAAUAAACAUUCGGAGAAUAAAAGCUGUAUUUUCGUUUAUGUUUACUGUAACGCUUAUACAGUUGUCGACCUGAAAGCUCUCUUUCGCGUUUGUCAUUUUAUAUUCAUGAGAAAUGAAACACUUUGGGCAUAUAAAUACUUUAUUUUUCCGUGGUAAACUUCAUUUGAUAAUUAAUUACUGUAAGAACACCUUGCUAGCGGAAAUCAUUAAUUCCUGAUGAUUCGUCACAUACUUGUGAAGCACAAUUUGUUCGUAUGUAUAGUCAUUAGUGCAAAGAGUAACACCGGACUUUUAUCAAGUCUUAAAAAAUCAAUAAAAGAAAACGUGCAUGAAGAACAUAAUUUAAGCAUAGAGGAAAAUAUUUAAAUGAAUUCUAAUAUAAGAAACGUUGUGUAAAAAAACUCAAAGCAAAUAAAAUUAAUUAUCGUAUUAAAAGCCGCCAAACAAGCGGAAAAUGAGUGCACAUAAAUUGCAGGCAAAUACAAAGAGCAACCUAAAACAAUAUGAAAGUAUAUUUAGCAACACAAAAAGUAAAUAUAUAAAAACGCAAAGAUACAGAAACACACAUACGUAGUGCUAGCAAAAGGCAAAACUAAUUGAUCUGAAGUAGUGCUAAUUACUCCCAAAGCAUCCAAUCAGCCGACGACGUCAAACACCUCGAGCGAGAGAAGAACGCAUCAAACCGUUUCACCUUUUCGAUAUAGUUCAGUUCCACCCAUCAGCAGUCAUCCCACAAACAAAAGACGACCCACUCUUCUCUCGCGCCAACACUCAAACGCUUAAUGAAAUUCUCAACAGAAAUAUGCAACAUAAAAAAACGUGUUUGAAUUUAUUUUACGCGAAUGAGCAAAAGACCGACCCGACAAAAUCCUUGCAAAAGUUGAACCAUUUGCGCGAAAUAAAAUCAUUUCAGGCCUCAUGCACGGUGAAUAGGCAGAAAGCUGCAAUAACAGAGCAAAAAAAAGCGCUAAACCACAUGUGAAUAAACCACGAGUAUUCGUUGCACACAGACCCAACAGUAAGGGGAAAAUCCAUUAUUAAGGCACAUCAGAGUAAAUGCAGCAGGAGCUACUACUGUACAAAGAUAAAAGGGCAACUGUGAGUUAGUUUCUUUUUUUAUUUCGUCCGAGCCCGCUACCUUCUGAUAGAUUGUGAAGCUCAAGCUGUACACAUAUUUAAGUGAUCAUCAUGCCGGAGCGAAAGCAUACAGCACAAACAUCAGCCCGUAUGUAUGGAAAGGAAAACGAACAAAUCUAUUUCUACUUUGUAAAUAAAUUGCUGCAAUCAAAUUAUAUUAAUUACGACGAUAAUAAAUUAAAAUAAUUAAAUUGAA